AGCGAGCGGGCGGGCCGGCGCGCAAAAAGGCGAAACCUUGGCCCUUGAUGCUGGGCCAAGCGCUGCGAGAAAUAUUUGCGCACCUGGUAGGAAAGCCUGCCCUUCGCCAGAAGCUCUCCUCUCGCUCACCUUCUCUAGAGCCCGGGGGGAGGGGGGGCUGCCGGGGAGCAGGACGUUGAGCCAGGAUCUCCUGGCAGAUGGCCGGAGGGUUGGCAGGGGGUCGGUCGCCUCCUCCCCAGAAGAGGGUCCCCCCUCUCCCCCACUGGUUCUUCUCCUUCCCACAGACGCUCUCCCGCUAAGUUAAGCUUGUUGGGAUCGCCGAUCCCCCCCCAGGAAAGUCUGGUUUCUGUAGGCAACUGCAAACAGAAACCAAGAGAAGUAAGAGGUGCCUUUAAACACCUGCAUUUCCGUUUCCACCGAGAUGACCCCUGUUUCAUCAGGUGCAAAACCAAACCCUAAAAACAAAAGAGUUUGGGGCACCUUAAAGAUGAAGAGGAUUCAUUAACUCCUGCACACCCUGUCUUCAGCCCCAGGUGGAGGAGAGGGGUCCAGGGAAACUCCCACUGAAAGAAAGGCUCCUUCCUUAAAGCUGCCUGGGCAGUUUCGUGGGGGCUGGCAUUGGCCUUGAUGAAACAGGCUGGCACAGCUGCCUUAUCUCUGUCCUGUAUUUCGUGCCCCCUUCCCCCUACCCUGGCUUCGCAGUGGGAUCUGGUGUGCUCCAACCACUGGAAAGUGCCCCUGGAGCAAACCACGUACCUCCUGGGAUGGUUGUUUGGCUUCGUGGUCUUUGGUGCCGCCUGUGACAGGUUUGGUCGGAGGGCCACUUUUGUUUUGGCCUUGAUGUUGUCCAUCCCAUUUGGUCUUGCCGUGGCCUUGGCUGUCAGCUACGUUAUGUUUGUCAUCACACACCUGGCCUUCGGGGCGAUGCUAGCAGGCACCUUCGUCUCCCUCUACAUUGCACGACUGGAAUUGUGUGACCCUCCCCACCGCCUGGGGGUCACCAUGACGGCCGGGUUCUUCUGGGUGGCGGGGGAGCUGUUGUUACCCGGGCUGGCUGUGGCGUGCCGAGAGUGGCGUCUCCUCCAGGGAGCAGUCACGCUGGGGUUUGCACUGCUGGCUGCUUGCUGGUGGUGCCCCUCCCUCUUCCCGGAGUCGGCCCGCUGGCUCCUGGCCACUGGCCAGCUUAAGGAAGGCCAGAGAGUCCUGCGCAGCUUAGCUGAGGGCAGCGGCGCCUGUUUGGAGGAGGACUCCUACGUAGGGGAGCAGGACCUUGCAGAACAGGAUGCCUCGUCGGGAGGGGCUCCCCAGCCCCACUACCACAGCCUCUGCCACCUCCUUGGUACCCGCGUGGUGUGGAAAAACAGUCUCAUCCUCGGCUUCACUGCGUUCAUUGGCAGUGGGAUCCGGCACUGCUUCACACGCAACCUGGCCCCCUACGGCCCCCGCUUCUACUUCCCUUACUUCCUGCUGGCGGCCUGCAAGGGAGUCGCCCUCCUCUUCCUCUGCCUGACGGUGGAUCGCUUUGGGCGCCGGGCCGUCCUCCUGCUCAGCACCAUCCUGACGGGCGUUUCCUCCCUGCUCCUGCUGGCUCUGAUGCAAUACCUCAUGGCCUGGCUGGUCCUGGCGCUCUCCGUCCUGGGCAUCCUGGCGUCGCAAGCGGUCGCUGCCCUCAGCAUUCUGUUUGUCAGUGAGGUGCUGCCCACGGUGGUCAGGGGAUCCGGGCUGGGCCUCAUCCUGGCCGCCAGAUCGGUGGGCUGGGCGGCCGCCCCCCUCAUGGACAUCCACAACAGCCGGGGUUUCUUCCUCCACCACGUGGUCUUUGCUUCCUUCGCCAUCCUGUCGGUGCUCAGCAUCAUGCUGCUCCCGGAGAGCACCAACAAGCCUCUGCCGGAUUCCCUGCACGAGGGGGAGAACCAGCGCCGGCCCCCGCUCUUCUACGCCAAGCGCCACCGUCGCCACCGUCGCCACGACCACCUGCCGCUGCUCGCCGCCCGUUCUGGGGCCAGUCUCUACGACCCCGACAGCUACGCCCGCCUUGUCACGGCCACCAAAAAGAUGCUGGCCUCACGGCAUGGAUCCUACGGCCAGCAAGCGAGGCCCUUGCUUCGGGACCCCUCGGAACGCAGCGGGGCGCGGGAGGAGAUGUAGGGACCAUGGACCCUUGGACCAAGUCUGCGGUUGGAGGAGGGGAUGAGGGGUUUUUUUUUAGGGCUAUAAGGAACUGGAACCCAGAAUCCUUUUGCAUUCACACCCCUGGAACAGGGGGACACGUAUGUGUGUGUGUGUGUGUGGGGCGCUCAGCCCCAGGAGAGGUUUUGCUGGCUCACCAGUGCCUUUUCCUGCAGAGGUUUAAGAGGAAGACCCCUCCUCUUGCACACACUCCCUCCCUCCUUUUUUUCUCUCUCUUGGGGCUUUUCCUCUCUCUCUCUCUCUCUGGGCUGAGCAGUCCCUCCAUGCCCACUUUGGUACCAUCGGCCCGGCUGCCCUCUCUUGCGUCUGCCAGGCUAAUAAAGGGAGUGCUGCCUUUG
Molecule: messenger RNA, 2528 nt
Organism: Pogona vitticeps (central bearded dragon)
Lineage: Eukaryota; Metazoa; Chordata; Lepidosauria; Squamata; Agamidae
Source: RefSeq, a predicted model, not a curated record